Molecule: messenger RNA, 2259 nt
Organism: Onychostoma macrolepis
Lineage: Eukaryota; Metazoa; Chordata; Actinopteri; Cypriniformes; Cyprinidae
Gene: dnajc28
Product: DnaJ (Hsp40) homolog, subfamily C, member 28
Exons: 2
Coding region: 1017-2138 (373 amino acids)
Source: RefSeq, a predicted model, not a curated record
CAUUAUCGUAAGUGUUCAUAUCUGAAAUGUAGGCUAGCUUUGAACAUUAGCUUUUAUGCUACAACAUCUUGUCAAUAACACUGGAUGUGUACGGUGGUCAUAUCACCAAACAUCAUCUAGAAACAUUAUAGCAUUAUAACAUUAUUGACAAAGCAUUGCAAAGAUCUGACGUAGCAAAAUUUAGCAAGUCCUAAACCUACAUGAAAUUUGCUUGGCAGUUUCUCCGCCAAAAUAAAAGCUCGAUAGUUUCGCUUUUGACAACGCCAUUGCCACACUCUCAGGAAAAAAGGAACAAAAGCUGUCACUGUGACAAAUAUCUACCUUUUAGGUACUAACAUGUACUUUAUGCACCUUUAGGGGUAAAUAAGGUACACAGGCGUGUACCUUUUGAAAAGUGACAGCUUUCGUAACAUCAGUGUUAAUUUUUAUAUAAUACAGGUGUACUGUAAAAUAAAAUUAUUAUUUUCUUAAACGGGUCAUUCCUGUUAUACAGUGACUUUUCUGUCUCUAUGAUUUACUUACUCAUAUUUUCUCUAAAAUAGCCACAUAUUUAUAAGAAAUUGCUUAAAUUAUACAUAUUAGGUCUACUUUAUCACUUAAACAGAGAUAAUAGACAUAAAAAAAUAUUAUUUUGUUUUUUUACACACCUUUUAUUGAUACAUGCGUUCAGUUUUAUUAUGUCCUCAGUGCAAAGUAAUCAACUUCCUCUAGAAAUAUAAACCAUGAAAUGAUAAAAAUCUCAAAAUAAUUUUAAAUUAUGUUAUGGACUAGGCUAAACUUCAUCUAAUCAUACAUAUAAAUCAUGUGAAACCAUUUUUAUUUAUUUUUUUACAAUUUUCUUCAUUUACCGUGUCCCUAAAGUCAUCUUCCACCCUGUUAGUAUGUACUCCCUCGCCUUCCAAAAUAGACUACUGAAAAUAGAUUCCACUGAGAUCAUUUUCAGGAAGUGAUAUUGUUUAUUUUUUUCCGCUGGAAUUCAACUGUGCAAAUGGAGGUGCCCGUUGCAUAUAGGCACAAUGAGCUGCUGGAUGUUGUUACGGCUGCACAUCGAGGAUCUUCGCAGAUCUCUCCUUCCUCUGUACUGUUCCCUCAGCCUGCGAGCUUUCAGUUCUGGAGCUAUCAGCCGCAGCUUGAGAGAGAGUUACCGUAUACUGCAGCUGCCUGAAGAUGGAGCCAGCGAUGCUGCAGAGGUCAAGGAGGCUUACCUACGCAUGGCCAAGCUCUACCAUCCAGAUUCCGGUGCUCCCACAGCAGACGCAGCUCUGUUUUCCCAGAUAGAGGAGGCCUAUCGGGCUGUUCUUGCCCGCCUUGCACAGCAGAAGUCAGCCUCACAGUAUACCCAAUCGAUGGAGGAAGAAGAGGAAGAUAAAAUUAAAAUGAAUGCCCCUCAACACAGACAUUACCUCAGUUUUGAAGGCAUUGGUUCUGGCACUCCGAGCCAAAGAGAACGACAGUACCGACAGUUUCGUGUAGACCGUGCCACCGACCAGGUUCUGGAGUAUCGACAGAAGGAGAUGGAGAAGGCGGCAGCAGACGAAGGAGCCAUGGUGACCCGAGAUGCACGUUUGCGCAGCAAGCAAAUCAAAAUCACUCAGGCGGUGGAGAGGCUUGUUGAGGACCUCAUCCAAGAGUCGAUGGCCCGUGGAGACUUCCAAAACCUCAGUGGCACUGGCAAACCGCUCAACAAGUUUGAUCAUAACCCAUAUAUGGACCCCAUGACACACAACCUCAACAGAAUCCUCAUUGACAACGGUUACCAGCCUGAAUGGAUCGUGGCUCAGAAGGAGAUCAGGGAAACCAUUGCUAAAAUGAGGGCAAGGUUGCAGGAGGUCAGGGCCAGGCUGGGAGAACCCAUGAGACACUCAGAAACCUUCCAGUGGAAGGAGCACUGUGCUGUGUUUGCUGAUGAACUGGGGAAACUCAACAAGAAAGUGGACAAUUUCAACCUGAUUGUGCCUCUUAUGAGCAGGCAGAUGGUGCAUUACAGCCUUAAGAGAGAGCUGGAGAAAAUACUGAAAACUGAUCAGCUGCUCAGGCAGGAGAAGGAAAGAGAAAAAGAAAGGAAGCAAAAGGAGCAGAUGGAGACAGCAAGAACAUCUACGAGUUGUAUUUCACCUGUUGGCCUGUUAUUAGUGUGAUUAAAAUAAUUGUGCCCCUUCUUUGUUUUUAUUAUAACUGUAAUACAGUAUGAAAUAAUUUUGUUUUAUUAAAAACUAGCAGAAAAUUAAACACAAUAAUAAAUAAAUAAAUACUAUCAUG